AUGUCGAUUCCUGCGCCGCCUGCAGGAGACCCCGACACCAAUACUGAAAACGGGAAUGUUGACGCACAGCCGUACGAUCAAGAGCGAGUAGGUGGAAGUCGCCUCUCUACGUCCGAUUCACACGAUACGCCAACAACUACUACCUCUUUGCCUUCAUCAGACAGACACGAACAGCCGGCCAAGCCCCGUGACCCUGAACUCUUCGAGCACAGAAACGCACGACUAGGGGACAACUGGCAGCCCAGUCUCUACCACAACAUCAGACAACGCAUCAAACACCAUGGUGACUGA
Cladophialophora bantiana CBS 173.52 is the source of this 291-nucleotide messenger RNA. RefSeq lists its product as uncharacterized. NCBI's taxonomy places the organism in Eukaryota, Fungi, Ascomycota, Eurotiomycetes, Chaetothyriales, Herpotrichiellaceae. The transcript has 2 exons. Bases 1 to 291 code for a protein of 96 amino acids. The record is from RefSeq and is a predicted model, not a curated record.